Chara braunii is the source of this 2554-nucleotide messenger RNA. The record is from the annotation of a GenBank genome assembly. NCBI's taxonomy places the organism in Eukaryota, Viridiplantae, Streptophyta, Charophyceae, Charales, Characeae.
GUAUAUAACCCGAAUAAGGACAUGUUCUUCAAGUUGACUCCGAAAAAAAGGCGCCAGGUCUACUCCUUUCUUUUCGGGCAUCUACCGAGGUCCAGAUUUGACGAGCAGUAUGUGAUGCGAAAGGAAGUCGUCAUUGCAGUCCUCCAGGGCUACCACAGGGUGAGUCGCACCAGCGCAGCGGGCUUCAUGAAGACGUUGGAAUAUGUAUUUUUCGAUGAAGGUGUGGACGAUCCGGCCGACUUCACUUUGGACAACUACAGGCUGGCAUUUGGUGAGGACGAUGACUUCAAUAUCGAGAUUGAGCAGGAGGAGAGUGUUGAGGACGACCUCUUCGAUUUCAACGACCAAUUAGCCAUCUUCAACGCCCAAGUCGUUUCUGAGUCGCCCUCUGUAUGCAAACCGGGAACACCGCUCGCUACACCUACCUCAGACGGUCCCACAACCAUGUCCUCCUCAACGCCUGUCAAGAGGGUUGGGUUGUCCCAUCCGAGGAGUUCGUCGGGGGAGUCACUAAGUCUCACACCGCACCCUGAACGUCUACAACCCCGCCAACCAGUUCCUCCUGACCAUCCACAUCUCUUGAAUCCUGCAAGGCCCUACCACAUGGGCGACAAACACACCUUCUCCAAAGCCGAAGAUUGGGGCCAUGAUAUCGUGUGGCACCCUGACCAUUUCCAGCCAGUCCUUCUCGACGGUGAAUGGGCAGUGGCUGUGAAGGACUUAAGUGGAGGGUGGGAAUAUGACGAUCGUUGGGACCUUGAUACUUUCAAAUCUCAAGCGUACAAAGCGGUAGUGGAGAAAUUAAGCGAGGCCAAUCGACGACGUAAGGGCGACCCUGCUCUCCGGGCAUACGCGAACUUGUUGUUCGAUUUAUUGCAGUCAAAUAAAUGGUUGGAAGUAUCCUCCGUGUUCUACAGCCUUCCGUGGAGCCCGUCAUUGAAUCACGCGGCGGAGAGGGGAAAAAGGGCAAGCCGAGAAAAGAAAAAGCCUCACAGUGGAGAGAAGACAAAGCAUCACAGAGGAGAUGGGCAGGGGUCCGACGUCGACGACGAUGAGGAGGGUGCGGCAUUGGCGGUAACAUGCAACACCUCAAUGGAGACGGGAAAUGACUUUAGGCCUUGGUGGAUUCUGCGGCCUGGCGAGCAGGACUCUAUAAUUGAUGCGAAGGAUGGCACUUGCCCUGCUCAGGUUCAAACCCAAUUUGCGGAUUGUCUCGGAUCAAUCCGAACCACGGAAACGACGUCGUUGUUCAGAACUCUGUGCGUUGGGGGAAGCAAGACGACAACAUACCUCGUGUCCGACUACGACAAGCUGGAACAGUUACCAUUUUCUGUUUCGCCACAUCAGGAAGUUCGGAUUAAUCCGAACCUGGUGGCCAGGACCGUCAAGACAGCACACCGGUCUACGGAACUCGAAUGGAUGGUCUGGGUUUACGAACAACCUGCCAGCGAAAUUCGGAUUGAUCUGAACCAGGAGAACGUGUCUGCAAUGACAGCGGAUCGGUGUAAGGACGCCGAUUCGGAAAUGUUGUGCAUGGAAGCCGCCAAGGAGCUGCAGGCAGACUGUUCGUCUUUCAAAGUUGGUGUUCGAGACAAUGCCAUGGAGUCCCUAGAGGGUGAGUUAGCGCCCAGUUCCAAUGUCGAGUCCCUCACACUCGGAGAGGAAUUCCCAGUUAUGAAAUGCACUUCGUUAACAGUUUUAAAUGACUCUGCGGUGAAAGCGGACACGUCCGCACCAUCAGACUCUAUCGGGGCUCGGAUGAAUCCGAGCCUGGGCGAUGUGAGCAUGUCCGUCGAUGAUGCAGCUUUGGAGACGGCUGUAAUUCGGAUGCAUCCGAAGGAGACAGACGCUGGGCUCGAACUGGACGGCGUCGAGUGUUGUGGACAUGUCACGACUUUUGACAAAGCGGACGGGUCCUUUCCACUGCAUUCCGCCGAGGAUCGGAUUCAUCUGAAGCCCAGCGAUGUGAGCAUGCCCCACGAUACUUCAGGGAAUGAGAUGCGGCCCGCCGGGUUGGACCAACGAGUCAGGCCGGGUUACGAGGACCCCUUGUACUCCGGCCUUCACGACGAGGCUAUAGGAGAGGAUAUUAUGAAGAAGGCCUCUGACGCUGUUAAGGAUGGCUUGCUCUAUUUAAGUGACGACGACAAAGACACAAUGCACCAGGACAAGAAGUUAAGGGGGGAAGAAGUGUUGUUGGACAUCCAUGGGACCUUCAGCUCGACACAAUACGACACUGGGGCUGUGGAGAAAACACAACCUGUCAAUGUUGUGGACCUCGACGCUCUUAGUCCGGAGAAGAGCGGAAUAAAAUUGUCCAUCGUGAACAUGGAGGAUUUGCACCAUUGGAAAGAAUUUAUGCCUUCUCCGAUCAUCGAUGCCGACAUCUCAAACCUGUCAAGUUUCCCGGGUGGUUUGGAGCACGUCAUCGCGGCGUCGAUGCGUAGAGGGUCGCCAAUCGUGCUGGGACUACCAUCGGUGGACUCUGGUGACGUGGAAGCUAAGCCUGGUAAGCACUGAAUUUCUAUGCUUGCUUCCCGCUCAUCAACCCGUU